GCGGCUGUUCUGCGAGAGCACAAGCAUAUGCAACAUGCUGAACCCUGAAAACAGAAGGCUCCACUCAUCCAGUGAGAGGGAGCAUCUGGGCCACACACAUCUGUCUGCAGCGUUGCAUCAACAUCAAAUCAUUGCAACCUGCCAUUCUUGAAUGUAGCCAUGAGCGCGUGACAUUAUCUAGUUCAGCGCCACCACAGCAGCGGCGCUGCAGCUCCACGAGCAGAUGUCCACGUGUGCGGGACUGAGCGACUCCUGGACGGGACUCAUUUGUCUGAGAUGUUGCCUCCACAAUUCCAGAGUCUGCUUCCAGCCACUGAUUCAUUUGAAGCUUAUUCUGCCAAUUCACCGUGAAAACGAAACAGAAAAGCCAACACAAACACGACAGCAGCGGUCUUGUCUGGUCUUGUCACCUGGACCCUGGCUUCGACUCGACGCCAGUGUGGCCCGGAAAUGCAAAUGUUGCCUCGCCAUGGAUGCCGUCACGCCAGAACGCACGUGAGCACAAAGCAACAGACUAAAUCUAACGACAGUGUUCAGCUUCAAUACUCAAUAGGAAUGACAAACAAACGAACACACAAAACACAAACGAAGCCAUGUAAAAUAAGAAUGACCACGGUUCCAGCAGCUCGUGUCAAAGAGGGAGCCACUGCUGGUGCUGGAGCGACGGGCGGCCAGAGCCACUCCUCAACAAGUCCCUGUCGUCAAGAAGAGCGCGAGCUGUCACAGGCCGGGGACGGUGGUUUGUCUCCCGCCCAUGGGACAGAUGCUCCCAGCAGUCCACGACCAGCAGAUGGAGCCACCGUUGAACUUUGUUGUCAGACCAAAGCACCUCAGCUGAAGGUUUGAGCAGGGCUUUUGGUGACAGUGUGGACCUCCACGUCAAGUGAAGUGUCACUCACGACAGCAGCUCCUCCUCACGUCAUACUGAUGCUGAGUCAGCAGAUCUGGCAGGACAUCGCUGCUCUGCAGCUUGAAUGGCACCUUAACAUGAUUCCAGCGUUUGAUAAGGAUGAGUUCGCAGUUAGUUCUGACACACACACACACACUGCAGUCGGGGAAGUCACCUCCUCCUGAGAGGACGGUCUGUCAUGCAACACCUUCAGCUACAGACUCCUGCUCUGUUCUGUCGUGAAGAACGGCUCUGCUCACAUCCACACAUCAGAGUGCCGGACAGUCACGGAGGAGGGGAGUGGCGUGCUCAAACGUGCAUGAGGAGGAGGGGAGAGAGUGAGAAGGGGAGGAGAGAAGGGAGACGCAGACAGAGAGAAGACCAUUCGGCUGAAGGAGCUCGAGGAGUGAUGUGUCAGUGAGGAUUGACCCAAAACUCGGCGCAGACCAUGCCUCGGUAGCCACAGGCGGUCUUCAAGUCUGGAUGGACCAGCACAGAGAGGACCGGACGGGUGAGGAGAGUCCAUCACGGAGCGUCACUCACAGCGAGACGCGCUCGUCCGGCCACGCGCUCGCCAUGCAGCUGCAGACAUUCAGCCACAGCCAGGAGAAGACGAUGGACCCGGUCCAGAAGGCCGUGAUCAACCACACCUUCGGAGUUCCACUCAUCAAGACCAAGCGGCCGGUCAUCUCCUGCAACGUCUGCCAGAUCCGCUUCAACUCAGAGAGUCAGGCUGAAGCCCACUACAAAGGGAACCGUCACGCCCGGCGAGUGAAAGGCAUGGAGACGUCCAAGAGUCGCCCGCAGGAGGGGGACAGGCCUCCGACGGUCACCCCCGCCGCCUCGCCGUCCCCUCCUGCUGCUCCUGGUUCUGGUUCUGACUGUGAACCCAGCAAAGAUGAUCUGCCCCCUCUGUCACAGUUGAACGACACGCUGCUGGCCCCGGGGCCCCUCCCAUCUCUGACCACGCCGCCCACCCCACCCAUGGACUCGCCCGCUCCCUCCGUGUUGUCCACAGUGGUCCCCCCAGCACCCGCCUCUCCGGGCGGCGGCAGCUCCGAACAGUCAGGAAGCAAUGCCCCUCCAGCAGCCUCCAGUGGCUCCUCUACCGCCGAGACUGAGGAGGACAAAGCCAAGAAGCUGCUGUACUGCUCGCUGUGCAAGGUGGCCGUCAACUCCUUGUCCCAGCUGGAGGCCCAUAACAAAGGGACCAAACACAAGACCAUCCUGGAGGCCCGGAGCGGACUCGGCCCCAUCAAGGCUUACCCCCGACUGGGCCCCAAACCCAGCGGGGAGCAGGGAGGGGGCCCACUGGACCCCAACACUCAGGAAAGAACCUUCCACUGUGAGAUCUGCAACGUGCGGGUCAACUCUGAGCAGCAACUCAAACAGCACAUAUCAAGUCGCAGGCACCGGGAUGGCGUGGCGGGAAAACCCAACCCCCUCCUGAGCAGACACAAGAAGCACAGAAGCGCCGACCUGGCGUCCACCUUGACCUUCUCCAAGGACCUGACCAAAGCUCUGGGCGCCGGCCUGCUGCCCAGCCCGCUGGCCGUCGCCGCGGCGAUGGCGGCCGCAGCGUCCUCCAACCAGCUGGCCCUGCGGGCUGCAGCUCCAGCGCACCACCCGCACCCGCACCUGCUGACGGGGCCCCCCCUCAGCCACGCCAUCCUGAGGCCUGCCCCCGGGCCCAUCCGCACCACACAUGGUCCCAUCCUCUUCUCCCCAUACUGACACUGCUGCAGAAGCACACUGUGAAGCAAACGUUGGCAUCUGAAGACUGAGACCAGUAGAAUAUGUGCGUGUCGUUUGUCCCUUUACAUGAGACUCUCCCUCCAUCUCCAGACCAGGUCGCGGGUGGAGGAUCUUUAUGCAUUGUCUCAAGGGGGGCCUCGGCAGAACCUUCUCAGCCAGCGUGCUUUUCUCCUCCUGUCAGCGUGGAUCGAUCUUCCUCUCAUCCUGAAUCUCCAACCCAACGUGGGCACAAGCCGCUCCGCCGCCACGCUGCGUUCCCCACCUCCGUGACAGACGUGGCCAGCGGUGGAAGUUCUUGCUGGAACUUCUGCUGACAGGAACAAGAUGGAGGCUGCUGGCACAACACAAAGACCUGGGGGGAUGGUGUUCUCUCAUCAGUCCCCGAGAGGUGAGGCCAGCGCCAACGUGGCUGGGUGAACAGGUGGGCGGCGAGCAGACACAUGGGGACAACGCCUGAGGCGAGCGUGCCCGCCUCCAUCACCAUCAAAGGAGGCGGCGGGUCUGUAGCUGCCGGUGAAGGAGAGAUACACGUCCAGCUGGCGGGUUGAAAGGUCAAAGUUAAAUCAUGAGGUGGAGCUGGGCCGUCACUCCUGAGGGUGGCGGCGCUUCUUCAGCGCACUUCCCCAUGAAACGCUCUCCUCGUGGACGUCACAGGUCCUGGGGCUCAUGGGAUUUCACGAGCUCAGUUCGGCAGAUGUGAUGAGUCAGCAGAACCUCAACACAGACUGGCUUCAGUCCCGGCUCCUGCUAUCGUUCACGUGGAGCGGGCAGACGGGAGUUGGACUUCGAGCACCCGGAUGUGUCGUCCUGGAGGAGCUCAGGGCGGCUGAAGACAGACAGCAGUGUUGGGAGAGAAACAGGGACGAGUCGUCGUCAGUCACUUCCUCUUCCUCAACUGAAAGCCAUGUAACACACCAGGAUUUGUUUUCCUCCACCAAGUCUGGUGAGCACUUUGUUUGACGCGGACACUGAGAAGUGGACCUGGACCAGCAGCAGAACCAACUCGCUCGCAACUUGAAACAGUCACUUUGAACGGACGUCCGGCGUCUCCUCUCACGGAGACGCAACUCGCUAAAAUGUCUUCGGUUUCUUUCGAGUACUCCGUGUGCAGGUGGCUCGGCGUCACAGCGCCCUCAUGUGGUCUGCACUUUUCUGUUCUUCCAUGGGGAGUUGAAGGAGAGCUCAGUCCACACUUCUUCCAGGGCCUCCCUCUCACCGGGCCCCGGUCCUCAGUACCUCAUGUUCUUGCUCGCCCAGCCGGUGCCGGGGGGUGGGCUGCUUCCAGUCCUCUCAGCAGAGGGUCGAGGACGAUGCGUGGGCUGAACCAUUAAAGCAAUGUCAUUUUGGGGAUCAGGGUUCAGUCCGGUCCGUCUCUUUGUGUUCCGGCGGAGCGACUGUCGGCCGACCUUCUCACCAGCGUGCGUUCCUUGUUUCUGUGCUGUUCUUUGGUUCUGUGUUGGUGUGUGUCGCCCGCGUCUUCCUGACAGGGGGCGGAUUUCAAGUGGCCUGACUCAAGGAUGGAGCUGUGUGUUGGAGACUUGGGUGUGGGUCCAUCCACCUCCCGACCUGAUGUGGUGCCGUCAGCAGCCGUCGUCCUCACUCACUGUGGUUCUUCCCAGACACACACACACACACACACACACAGGAGGCCCACGUGAGGGUCCCAGGAGUCAUGCUAGCUGUGUUUGGGCCACAGGCCUUUAGCCUUAUUCUACCCUCAGCCUCUGGAGAGGCGGACAGGUUAUUUCGUCUUGCCAAUAAAGUUAUUUUUCAAUUUCCGUGCCGGGGUACAAAGAGUUUGUGGGGUGAACCGUAGCAAUACCCGGCACAUCCUGGCUGUUCUUGUUGACUGCAAUAAGAUGUACGUGAACAUUAUCAAUGUCAUUUAAAAGAAAAAACAAAACACUUCAUGGUUCACAAUGCUGUUCCUGGAGAAGACUGCGAAUGGAAGAAAUAAAUGUCAAUAAAACCAAGCGAAAUCCCUGUGGCUUCUCAUUGAAGGGCACGACCAGGCGCGCUUCACUGAC
Messenger RNA from Synchiropus splendidus (mandarinfish), 4671 nucleotides. RefSeq names its product zinc finger protein 385A (gene znf385a). The coding region runs from base 1373 to 2623 and encodes 416 amino acids. The transcript is spliced from 7 exons. Gene Ontology annotation, cellular component: nucleus. NCBI's taxonomy places the organism in Eukaryota, Metazoa, Chordata, Actinopteri, Syngnathiformes, Callionymidae. The record is from RefSeq and is a predicted model, not a curated record. Gene Ontology annotation, molecular function: nucleic acid binding; zinc ion binding.